ACAACAAGAACAACAACAAAUCCUCUCGUUUUUGUUUUUGAAACCUCGCUAUAUUUUUUUAGUCCAAACCACCUGAAGGUGUGAGGGUGAGGGACAGACAGGAAAGCGGGGAGGACGAAGGGGAGGAAGGAGAGACGGAGAGAGGGAGAGUGGAGAGGCGCUGAGAGUCCCGAGGCAGCAGGAAGGGUGCAGGCACUGCCGCUGAGAGGAGAUCGAGAGACAGGGGGUGCACUUGACAACCAGCAUGCAGAGAUGUCAGAAGAGGCAGAAGUGGAUGUGAGAGACAGACACACACAGAGACACAGAGAGCGAAAGAGGGCAAGAGACUUGACUUUAAGAGACUCCUGCACUGACAACUCCAUGCAGUUCGGAACAAGAACGGCAGCGACCGACUCUGGUUUCAUGGGGACAUGGCAGAACACUGACACUAACCUCCUGUUCAGAAUGUCCCAACAGGCCAUCCGCUGUACACUGGUAAAUUGCACGUGUGAAUGUUUUCAGCCAGGGAAGAUUAACCUGAGAACCUGUGAUCAGUGUAAACAUGGCUGGGUGGCACAUGCCUUGGACAAGCUUAGUACUCAGCACCUCUACCACCCAACCCAAGUGGAGAUCGUGCAGUCCAACGUUGUGUUUGACAUCAGCAGCCUGAUGCUUUAUGGUACCCAGGCUGUGCCGGUUAGACUGAAGAUACUACUUGACCGACUCUUCAGUGUACUGAAGCAAGAGGAGGUGUUGCAUAUUCUACAUGGCUUAGGAUGGACACUUCGAGACUAUGUUCGAGGCUACAUUCUUCAGGAUGCUGCAGGCAAGGUGCUGGACCGCUGGGCCAUAAUGUCCAGGGAAGAAGAGAUCAUUACCCUUCAGCAGUUCCUGAGAUUUGGAGAAACCAAAUCCAUUGUGGAGCUGAUGGCAAUUCAAGAAAAAGAAGGGCAGGCUGUGGCUGUGCCAUCUUCAAAGACAGAUUCAGAUAUAAGGACUUUUAUUGAAAGCAAUAAUCGCACCAGGAGCCCAAGUCUCCUUGCUCACCUGGAGAAUAGCAACCCUUCCAGCAUUCAUCAUUUUGAAAACAUCCCGAAUAGUCUUGCAUUCCUGCUACCAUUCCAAUACAUAAAUCCAGUCUCUGCUCCACUGUUGGGGCUGCCUCCAAAUGGCCUCCUGCUGGAACAGCCAGCAAUGAGGCUCCGUGAGCCAAGCCUUACAGCUCAAAAUGAAUAUAAUGAGAGCAGUGAAUCUGAAGUUUCACCCACGCCUUUCAAGAAUGAGCAGGCGUCCAGCAGGAAUGCUUUGACCAGCAUCACAAAUGUUGAACCCAAAACUGAGCCACCCUGUGUCUCUCCUGUUCAGACACCUACGCCUGUCAAUGAUUUAUCGAAAACGGAACAUACUAAAAGUUCAUUCCGCAUUCACAGAAUGAGGAGAAUGGGGUCUGCCUCUAGAAAAGGAAGAGUGUUUUGUAAUGCGUGUGGCAAAACUUUCUAUGACAAAGGUACACUUAAAAUCCACUACAAUGCCGUUCACCUGAAAAUCAAGCACCGGUGCACUAUUGAGGGCUGCAACAUGGUCUUCAGCUCUCUCAGAAGCCGCAAUCGUCACAGUGCUAACCCUAACCCCCGCCUCCACAUGCCUAUGCUAAGAAAUAACCGAGACAAAGAUCUAAUUCGUGCUACAUCAGGUGCUGCCACCCCAGUCAUAGCAAGUACAAAAUCCAACCUAACUUUAACAAGCCCUGGGCGUCCCCCAAUGGGAUUUACCACUCCUCCUCUAGAUCCUGUAUUACAGAAUCCUCUUCCCAGUCAGCUGGUGUUUCCAGCUUUAAAGACUGUUCAACCCGUUCCUCCUUUUUACAGAAAUUUACUUACUCCUGGAGAAAUGGUGAGUCCUCCAACCUCCCUUCCUACCAGUCCAAUAAUACCAGCAGCGAGUGGCAUGGAGCAGCAUCCCCCUCCUCCUACAGAGUCAUCAGUACCAUCAGUGCUGAUGCCCACCUCAGAGCCUAAUGCUGACCUUGCCCCUAAGAAAAAGCCAAGGAAGUCAAGCAUGCCAGUUAAAAUAGAAAAGGAAGUUAUUGAUACUGCCGAUGAAUUUGAUGAUGAAGAUGAAGAGGUGAAUGACAGCAGCACAAUGGUAAAUGACAUUGGUCAUGACAAUCACUGCCAUUCUCAGGAAGAAAUGAGCCCAGGCUUGUCUGUGAAAGACUUUUCCAAAACUGACAGAAGCAGAUGCAUUUCCAGACCAGAUAUAAGAAGAGCAGACAGUAUGACAUCAGAAGACCAGGAGCACGAGAGAGACUAUGAAAAUGAGUCUGAAUCGUCAGAGCCCAAACUGUGUGAAGAAUCCAUGGAAGGUGAUGACCGCCUCCAUGAACCUGUUGAAAAAUCUAUGAUGCACAGUGACAGACCAGAUGAAAACCACAAUGACUCUUCUAACCAGGAUGUCAUUAAGGUGAAGGAAGAGUAUACAGACCCUACAUAUGAUAUGUUCUACAUGAGCCAAUAUGGACUGUACAAUGGAGGAAGUGCCAGUAUGGCUGCCCUUCAUGAAAGUUUUGCUUCCACGUUCAACUAUAACAGCCCUCAGAAAUUCUCCCCAGAAGGUGAAAUGUGCUCAAGCCCAGACCCCAAGAUCUGCUAUGUGUGCAAGAAGAGUUUCAAGAGUUCCUACAGUGUGAAGCUUCACUACAGAAAUGUUCAUUUAAAAGAGAUGCAUGUCUGCACGGUGGCUGGCUGUAAUGCUGCGUUCCCAUCACGGAGAAGCAGAGACAGACACAGUGCUAAUAUAAACCUGCACCGUAAACUGUUGACCAAAGAACUGGAUGACAUGGGCCUGGACUCCUCACAGCCUUCUCUUAGUAAGGACCUUCGUGAUGAAUUUUUGGUGAAGAUAUAUGGCGCUCAGCAUCAAAUGGGGCUUGACAUAAGGGAAGACACCUCCUCGCCUGCUGGUACUGAGGAUUCCCAUAUGAAUGGGUACAGCAGGGUCAUGUCAGAAGACUAUAUGGUUCUAGACCUGAGCACCACCUCCAGCAUCCAGUCGAGCAGCAGUAUCCAUUCCUCAAGAGAAUCUGAUGCAGGAAGUGAUGAGGGCAUUCUCCUGGAUGACGUCGAUGGGGCAAGUGACAGCGGGGAAUCUGCCCACAAAGCAGAUGCCCCUGCCUUAGCUGUAGGUAUGGGCACUGAUGUCCCAGGAUCCCUCAUGUUCAACAGUGUUUCGGUGAGCAACGGUGGGAUAAUGUGUAAUAUUUGCCACAAAAUGUACAGCAACAAGGGAACGCUCAGAGUUCACUAUAAAACAGUGCACUUGCGAGAGAUGCACAAAUGCAAAGUCCCUGGGUGCAACAUGAUGUUCUCCUCUGUCCGUAGCCGAAACCGGCACAGUCAGAAUCCCAACCUACAUAAAAACAUUCCCUUCACUUCAGUAGAUUAGUUCAAAGAUGGACACAGCAUAAUGUCAGCUCUCAGAGAGGGCCCACCACAUUUGAACUGCCAUAUACAGCCUCCCUUGAUAUAUAUAUAUAUAUAUAUAAAAAUAUACAUAUAUAUAUAAUCUUUUUCUUUUCUUUUUUUAACAAAAGAAAGAAACACCAGGUGCUUUUUUCCCUUUGUUGGUCAUUGGUUUAUUUUUUUCUUUUUUUUUGGGGGGGGGGGGAUAGAAACAAAAAGGUGGGAUCUUUAAUCUAGGGUAAGAUAUCCUUCAAGGAAAAAAAAAAAAAAAAAAAAAAAGCAAACAAAAACAGAAAACAAACCCACAGAAAACUUGCGGUUAUCCCUAGUUCUGUUAGAAUGUUCUUGGUCAUCUCCAAAGAGACAAUUUGUUCUACCCAUGAUUUUCUGAUUUUCACCUGAAAAAAAAAAAAAAAAAAAAAAAAAAAAAAAAAAAAAAAAAAAAAAGCAAAGAAAAAAAAGGAAGAAAAAAUCGACUUAGUUGUCUUUGUGUCUUCUAAGCAUUGGGGAUAACGUUCUACUAAGCAUGGCUGUUACACUUGUAUAUAUAUAUUGAGCCUUGACAGGCCUAUGAUGUAAAACAAUUGUAUUGAUGGUGGUUUAACUCUUUUUUUUUUUUUUUUUUUUUUUUUUUUUUUUUUUUUUUUUUGGCUUAAUUUUUACAGUUACAUUCAGCUGUUAGAUAAGCAGGAAAAAUAGUUUGCUGGCUAGUUCUACUCAUUUAUGUUAGCUUUAAUGCACAUUUUUAAAAGAACCACGGUCUUGUUUUAACUACCUGCUAGAUAUAAGUAAUACAGAGGUGCUGGCAUGCUUUACAGUACCUGAUCUGAUACCAUUUUUUUGUCUUGUACUAUUACAUAAAUCCAGUCAUGCACUUUUUCGUACACUACGAGGGGAUGUGUAAUAAUAUCCAUGCUUUUUUUUUCUUAAACUAUUGCCAUACUUUCAGUAAGUGUCUUUAAAAAAAUACACUUAGAUAAAAGUGGUCUGGUCAGUAUGAGGGCAUGAAUGCCAAACAAAGAGUAUUAGUGUUUAGUGUUAAUACAAAAGUGCCAACUUUGCACACAUUUUGAAAAAAAGAAAAUGUAGUUACUUAUUCACCAUAACCACAGUUGUAGUUUUUGGACUACAGUAAAAAAUACUGAGGAGAGAAACGGGGUAAAGUGAAAUACAGAAUUCUUGGUGCUUUUUUCAAGUGCCAACUAUUACUAGAAACAAUAGAGCAUCCUCAUUCCGUAUAUAAUGCAUUACAUGAAAGAAAAAAACAGAAUUGUGUCACGUGAAUUGGUGUAAACUCUUUUUUUUUGUUGAACAUGCAUAAUAUUUGGGGAUAUAAAUGCUGAUACUACUUGUCACGGAACAAAGAUGAAUAUAAUUUUGUGUGCUUCUUACUAUGGCCUGGAUUUUUUGUGGUGUUUAAAAAAAAAAAAAAAAAAAAAGGAACAGGGAAAUAAUGUUAACUAUGUUAACUAUGUUGUUCUGUAAAGUUGUCUUUUUUUGCAAUGGAAAGUUCUGUAGUAUGAUUAAGGCAUGUUUUAUAGAAGCAAUCAAAAGAUGUUAAAGGCAGAAGCACUUAGAAGCUCUGAGAACACAUGCUGGAAUUUUUAUUGGGUAACUUUCCCUUUGGAUAAAUUGCAGAUCAGAAAAAAAGGAUUUCUAGUUGUGUUAAUGUUUUGUGUUUCACCCACAUGGUUUGUCAGAAAAGAAUCAAAGCCCAAGAAAUAGAGCCAGCAAGAGAGAGAGCAAGGGCAGGAAAGGGAGAAGGAGCUAGCCAUUGGGAAAGACAGAGAGAAUGAGAAGCUGUCCUCUGAAUCGUUUUUGUUUCCGCUGUUUACACAUGUUGCUUGAGCUGGUAAACCACACUGGCAGGCUGCAUUACCACAACAUACUGAUUGAGUGAUUGUAUUUACUUACGUUCAGUCUACAGCCAAAACCAUUGUUGUAGACUCUUCUUUACAGAAACACUAGCAAAACAAACAAACAAACAAAAAAGCAAAAACAUAGCAAAACAAAAACUUGCAAAAUAAGGGAUAUUUCAGCAUCCAAUAAAAUAUUUGAUCAUUGAGAAUGUGUUCCUUUUCUGUACUCGCUGACCCAGAAUAUUAGCCCAGAGUCAGAAAUGCUCCUAUGCUUCAGCUUGUGGCUGUUUUUAUUUGUUGUGCAUUUUGAUCAUUCUUAUCUUUAUGUCCACAUCAGUACUUACUCCUGUUACAUUUUUCUAGAGGAACAUCUUAAUAUGGAUUUCCUCUUUUACAGUACUCUUUAUGCAUUUCUGUACUCUUGUUUCCAAAAGCAGCAAUCGAUAGCUAAUAAAUCAGUAUUUUCAGCUGUAGGAAGAAGAGAAAAAUCUUUCUAAGGUAAUUCUCACUGUGCUUCUGUGGGUUAUAAGCCUGUGAUCAUUUUUUGAUGCUGUGUACUGGUGAAGUCCAGAAAACUUUUGUGAAUCCCACAGAAACUAUAAUGAAACUUUACCCACUGGUUUAACAAAAAAAAAGUUUAUAGCAAAAGCAAGGCCGUUUCACUAACUGUUUUUCUUUCAUCUUUUUUAUUUUUCCUUGAAGUCUCUACUAUUUUCCCUUGUUAAAUUGAAUCUAGAGAUCUGCUUUGCUUUGUUUUACGUUGUGCAAGCUCAAUGUGUUAGUGACAGAGGAAAAUUAGCAUAGUUAAGAUGCAUUCCUCUAAAACACUUGAUCUUUUGUAAGGUUACCUGCACUGCACUCCUGUCCCUCCUGCCAGGCUACUAGGAACUAAGACAGAAAGUCUAAAAACCAAUAUGACAAAAAAGUGAAUGAUUUCUACAGGGAAAACAAAACAACAGAAAACAAACAAACAAACAAACAAAACUGUUUUGAACUAUGUAUGCUAUAAAUAAAUAUUGUUUUUAAUCAAAAUCACUUGAGGUAUAUAAAUAAUUCCUCACUGAAUGGUUCUGCAUUCUCAUUUCAUUCUCUUUCUGUUAGAGGUCAAAUGAUUUUGGAAAAAUUGUUUGGAAAAGUAAAUAUCAUCUGUAGAUAAAUUCAGCAGAUUAUUUACAUAGGAAAAAAUUUGUUUAUUACAGAAAAUCAAACAACAUUUUUUAAAAAAAGUAAAAGAGCAGGCACAAACCUUCAAAAACUGCAGUCCUUCUUUUAUGGCAUCCUAAAUUUCAUUCAGAUUAUGCUUAAGCCCUAUGAGGGCAAGUAGGAAUUUUAUUAUGGACAGAAUAUUUCCCUCUGUCAUUUCUAAAUGACUCAAAGUGCUUUUUCAGCGGUAGAGACACUAAUGUCAGGUUUUAGGAGGGCACACAAACUAUUAUAUAAUUGAGUGGUAUUUCAGUCCAUCCUAUUUACCAAGCAUCUUCAUGAAAAUCUGUAUUUGUCAGAAGCGUUCCUGUGUUAGAAUUUGUAUUCCCUGAAAUUAUAUGAACAAGGAUGAAGAAAGAGCUGGAUGGUAGAAGUUUGGUUUUACUAAUAAAAUUAACAAAAUAUCUAGCAUUCCUAGGGGAUCUCAGCAGAGAACCACACUGCAACAAGCACGAAGACUAAACUUCCCACUAAUGCAGCACAAGGCAUGACUGUAACGAUGUGAUGAUGACAAGUGUUGGACAGUUGCUUGUGCCAUCAUAAUCCCAUGGCUAGUCCUUCAGUUUUCAAAUUUGCCAGUCCUAUUUUUAUUUUUCUUACAAGAAUUAGAUUGAAUUUGAGGAAUUUGAGUUGUAUAGAGACUCUUCGUUUUACAUGAAAUAGGUUCUUUGUUGUUUGGUUCCUAUAGUUAUUCCUGACAUGGUUUUCACAUUAUUUUACUGGUUUUUUUCAUUCAAAAUAGUCGUAUUUUUCUGUAAAUAUCAAACAGGAUUUGUCUUCUUCAAGUAAAUAACUCCACAUACUGAAUCUCUUCUGGAAUCAAAAUUACUUUCUUCUUAAGCAUUUUUUUUUCUUUCAGAGAGCUUUUCUUUUCCUUUUUCUUUUUCUUUCUUUUUUUUUUUCUUUUUUUUUUUAAGAAAGUGUGUGAUGCCAGUUAAUUACCAAGUAAUUUUUGAAAAACUGUAUCAAAUAAUUUAGAAGGAAAAUAGCAGAGUACUAGUACAAGAAUGGGAACCAGGACUUGAACAUCCACAAUAGCGGUGGCCCUUCUCACUGUUUAGUUUUUGACAGAUCAUAUCUCACAAAUGUUUGUGUUUUUCUCUGUUAAAAUACAGCUAUCACAGAUAUGAUCUUAGUCUAAAACCAAAUUGUUGAAGAACUAAUUUAUAUCAAUUUAAUAUUUUUGCACACCUUACCAUAUUUAGUCAGUUUCCCUGCUCCAGAAAUAAUGCCUCCUAUUUAUUUCCCUGGAAACUACAACAAAUUCAAAGAACACAAUAGCAGUAUUUGAUGAUAGAGCAGAUUCUCAGCUGCAGAACACUGCUUUUCAACACUGCUACUGUCAUUAGCUACGCAUUUUUGCCAGGCUUGUAAAAAUCUGCACCAGCAGAAGUGACCCGCUGUUGCUGUCACCACUGCUGAGAUGCACCACUCACAACCUCACUGUGACCACAUGAACUGUUAGGUUUCUAUAAACGUUUGGCAAGCAACAAUGAAUGCCAAUGGGUGCCAUUUUUUUCCACAUGGAGAAACUCAGUGACACACCUUUGCUUCAUACGCACUUCCAUGUCAGAUGCCACUCUGUCAGACUGCGCCUCUGCUGCCAUCUGUCACACACCAACAACAUGUGAUGGAAUAUUGGUGGGAAGGUUCAGUCUCCACUGGCAUAACAUCAACAUCCACAUCUGACAUCAUGGGACAACAAAAUGAAAUAGGAGGCCUUAAUUUCAGAGCAGCUCUCCUAUAUCUCAAUCAGAUACAUUUUGUUAUGGCUGAGAUUUCAACUGUCUCUUAAACUGCAUCUGGCUCCAUGGUGACACUGCAGUAGCACGUACAAACUAUAAGCACUCUGCCACUGAGUCACAAUUGAACUUGAUACAAUUUGGAAAGUAUGGAUUAGAAAGUUAGCACAGUACUUAGAGGUUCUUCACGCCUAGGUUCAUAAAGUUUGUGUUUCCCACAUACUUUACAUAGCAGAAAUUGUCCACCAUAUUUGCUGUGAGUAAACUACAGUGUUCCUUCCGUUCUUCCUUCCUUCCUUCCUUCCUUCCUUCCUUCCUUCCUUCCUUCCUUCCUUCCUUCCUUCCUUCCUUCCUUCCUUCCUUCCUUCCUUCCUUCCUUCCUUCCUUCCUGCCUUCCUUCCUGCCUUCCUUCCUGCCUUCCUUCCUGCCUUCCUGCCUUCCUGCCUUCCUGCCUUCCUGCCUUCCUGCCUUCUUGCCUUCCUGCCUUCCUGCCUUCCUGCCUUCUUUCUUUCUCUGCUUAUUCUGAAUGUUUAUAUUUUCCAUCACCUUUGCAUUUCCCAUUUCAUCCCCAAAAAAGAGCUUUAGGAAAAACAAGUCAGGUAUGGAACAGGAGAGCAGCUGCCAGGGGAGGCCAGCACCUCUGUCAGUCCAGUCCAGUCUGGCUCAUAGGAAAUGAGACUGCAGGCAUCCACUUCAGUUUUUUCUGAGUUUUAGGCUUCUCAAUUAAACCAGUUAAGGAUCUAGCAUAGCUAAUUAUGUGGGGCAGGAAUGUGCCUAAACAGCAAGACAAAGAGCUGUGUGAUUAUCUGAAAAGAUCAGAAAUGUAAUGAUACAUGGUUCAAUCUGUUCCAAAGACAGGAACCACUUACAAGACUGAGAUUUAGUUCCAAAGUUUUCUCUUUCCUUGCAUUUGGUAAUUUAACAUGAAAGCAUGUGGUUUAGUCCUGUUUUUCACAGGAUUGUUAGGAAUCUCUGCCACCAUCAGAAAACACGGCAUCUUUUAAGAAUAUAUUUUUACUCAGAUUCUGCAGAACAUUUUCACAUCUUUGGUGACCAGAGAAGGAAUAAGGGAGGGAAAUGCACACGUGCUCCUUGAAAUGUUAGGUGCAAGUCACGUGAAGAUAAUUAUUAGUCCUUCUUCAUCCCAAGAAUGUUUAUGUCACUCCUCUUUGGGUUGUAUUAACAGAAUUAUUCAUUUUUAUUUCAAAACAAAACAAAACAAAACAAAAACAAAAAAACAGCAAAAGCAUCUAUAGUAAGAGCAAGGAGGCAGCAGGAGUUCUCUGUGAGGAGAAGGUGAGUGGCAGACACAUUAUGGCAGCUGGUAUAUGUCCAGUUCCUUCUUAAAUUUGUUUUCUUAUGUCACUACUUUGCUACUAUAGUAACUCAACAAAACAGUGACUCUUCUGCUACUUUGCAAGAUAAGCAUCAGCAUAUCCUGCUGUCGCCACAUGAUGAGUUGGGUUUUUUUCCCCCUCCUGUAGGGACAUAAAAGGAACUCUUUUCCAUACCCAUUUUUUCUUUAGAGCAACAUCAUAUGAUGGACUGAACCUUUCACCCACAUGUUUGCCCAAGUACAUGUCUGCUCCAGUCCCACGAUUUCUGUCUCUUCUUGCCAAGCAGCAUUAUCACUGCCUUUGAAAUGGCCUGCAACAGACUGAAGCAGCAACUUUUUUUACAUGAGUAAUAUUAUCUUGAAUCGGUAGUUAACUAGUCUUCAUGUGGCUUGUUUUCUGCAGUCAAGCCAUGAUCUUGAAUGACAGUUUGAGUGACAGCUUUGAUUUUUAUAUUGAACAUGUAUAUCUCAAUACUGUUGCUGUUAUGUUCGGUAUUGGCACUGAAAAGAAAGCAUUUCUUGGCCAUGGAAGGGUUAAAAAAUGGACAUGUUUUUGACAAGUCCUCUGACUUUUGCCAGUAUUAUUGUUCAUUAUGAUGACACUGUAUUUUUUUUUUUAAUAGCAGCUGUAGUUGUCAUAAAACUAUUUUCCCAUUCCUCUCCUUUAAAGUGUGGUGUUGUAAAUUCAUGUGACCUUUCCUGCAAAGAAUAAAUAUUUCUUUUUUUAUAUAA
Tympanuchus pallidicinctus (lesser prairie-chicken) is the source of this 10312-nucleotide messenger RNA. RefSeq names its product basonuclin 2 (gene BNC2). The record is from RefSeq and is a predicted model, not a curated record. Gene Ontology annotation, biological process: regulation of DNA-templated transcription. The transcript is spliced from 6 exons. Gene Ontology annotation, cellular component: nucleus. Bases 253 to 3423 code for a protein of 1056 amino acids. Lineage: Eukaryota; Metazoa; Chordata; Aves; Galliformes; Phasianidae.